ACUGGUUGCACGGCGUGUUUUGCUUGCGUGAAAGGAAAACAAAUAAUCAAAACAACGGGGGGAGUUUAUAGAAUAAUACGCAGUUUCAGGUACUUUCACCAGCCUGGGUCAAGGAUUAUAUCAGCCAUGAGCGAGAGUGAGAAAAAGGAGGAGAAGCCGACGACGCACUCAAAUUCAUCAUCUAGUGACGAAGAGGAGGGCUCAGACGCCACAAUGGAUAUGAUUCGUCGCUUCUUUGCUCACACUCUGAAUCUGGGUGGCUCCACGGACGCAAAGGCAGACCUCAAGGUGGAGAAGGUUAUACCCAAUUUGUCGUUCGAGGGUUUUGCCGACCACUGGCGUGAGCAUGGAUUCCGGAAUAUUGUGACCAUGGUGGGAGCCGGCAUUUCCACUUCUGCCGGCAUUCCGGACUUCAGAUCGCCUGGUUCCGGGCUAUACAGCAACCUGAAGAAGUACAAGCUGCCACAUCCCACGGCCAUAUUCGAUCUGGACUAUUUCGAGAAGAACCCGGCGCCGUUUUUUGCCCUGGCCAAGGAACUGUACCCGGGCUCCUUUAUUCCCACUCCGGCCCACUACUUUGUCCGUUUGCUGAACGACAAGGGUCUGCUGCAGCGCCAUUACACCCAGAACAUAGACACUUUGGACCGACUGACGGGUCUGCCCGAGGACAAGAUCAUCGAGGCACACGGUAGCUUCCACACCAACCAUUGCCAGAAGUGCCGCAGGGAAUACGACAUGGCCUGGAUGAAGGCGGAAAUCUUCGCCGAUCGUCUGCCAAAAUGUGAGCAAUGCAAGGGCGUAGUCAAACCGGACAUCGUCUUCUUUGGCGAGAAUCUGCCGGAGAGGUUUUAUACCAGCCCCGAUGAGGAUUUCCAGGAUUGCGAUCUGCUCAUUAUUAUGGGCACCUCGCUGGAGGUCCAGCCGUUUGCUUCUCUAGUCCAAAGGCCUGGACCACGAUGCCUGCGCCUGCUGAUCAACCGCGAUCCCGUGGGUCAGGCCAGUUUUGUGCCCUGGAUGGAUCCCCAUGAGCGAUCGCUGCUCUACGACAAGCCCAACAACACGAGGGACGUGGCCUACUUGGGUGACUGCGAUUCUGGCGUCCUGGCUUUGGCCAAAGCUCUGGGCUGGGAGGAUGAGCUGCAGCAACUCAUUACCAGUGAAAAAGAGAAACUGAAUGCCAACCAGCCGCAAAAGAAGAACAAGGAGAAGGGCAACGAUAAACCGCAUUCAGACCCAGAUGACACAGCUUCCAGCAGUGAAACCAAGAAGGACGCUUCGCUCUAGACCCAGAGAUUAGUUAGUACGAUUCGUAGUUAAUUUGUAGUUGUUGAAGUGUGCAAUUUGUUAACAUGGAUUACGUGGUUAAAACGGACAAUGCCAUGUGCAGGCAACGCUGGCUAA
This is a messenger RNA of Drosophila elegans, 1401 nucleotides long. RefSeq names its product NAD-dependent protein deacetylase Sirt2 (gene Sirt2). The record is from RefSeq and is a predicted model, not a curated record. NCBI's taxonomy places the organism in Eukaryota, Metazoa, Arthropoda, Insecta, Diptera, Drosophilidae. The transcript has 4 exons. Gene Ontology annotation, molecular function: histone deacetylase activity, NAD-dependent; NAD+ binding. The coding region runs from base 127 to 1284 and encodes 385 amino acids.